AUGAGGAUUGCCGUCGGAGAUUUCUUUCAACGAUGCCGACGCAUACCGAGUGGAAUCUUCGACAAUCUACACAAGGAAAUUGAGUUCACGGGGCAGAGCCCCCUAGAAUUGCUAGAUCGACAUUGGAACUGGGGAAAUGUCAUGAGCUUGAUGGAAAACACUAUUGUAUGGAUAGGAGCUGGGGCUUUUCUCGCCCGGACGACCCCCGACUUCGCUCCCCAGAACGUGCCACCUAGAGGACAAAAUUGGCAUAUGCUCGUGUCAACCUUUGCUGAUGAUACAGAAGACGUGUUUCGGGCAACUGUGCUUAUUUACGGAACCACGAGAGAGCAAGCGGUUGAUGCCUUCCGGUUUGUGUUUGAGCUCUUGAUCUUUGAUAGUCAAUUGACAAGAGUCCACUUUCAAACUAAUGGUGCCGUCCCUUUCCGCUUUCCUGUCACACCAUUUCAGAUCCAGUCGCUUCUGAUCAACCACCGCUCGUUUGAAAGAAUUGCGCUCUGGAACGUCGAUUUGGACGUUGAGCAGUGUCAGAAAAUUGGCACUUUUGUCGAUCAGAAAACUCUUAUAUACUUGAGCGGAUGCAGCUAUACCGAAUCAGCUUUUGCGGCUUUAUUUUCUUGUGAUGGGACCUCUGGCCUUCGCAAGCUGAAGCUCAUGGAAACUGUAAGCUCUUCCACCGUGGCAGCCAUUUUUUGUAAAAAGUGCCGUCUGCGCGAAUUAGCGUUGGUGAACAACCAUCUCGACAAAAAUUGCAAACAACAAAUAACGGAGGGAAUAAGAAACAACAAGACGCUGGUCCGAUUCGACUUGCAACAGAACGAAAUGACCGACUUUGAAUGGAUCUCCCUAUUCCAGGCAGUCCGAGACCAUCCUACUCUGGAAAGCUUAGACGUGUCCAGGAAACGCGUAUGCGGGCUGUUGUUGACACGCUAA
This is a messenger RNA of Phaeodactylum tricornutum CCAP 1055/1, 933 nucleotides long. RefSeq lists its product with no specific name. NCBI's taxonomy places the organism in Eukaryota, Bacillariophyta, Bacillariophyceae, Surirellales, Neidiaceae. The transcript is spliced from 2 exons. The coding region runs from base 1 to 933 and encodes 310 amino acids. The record is from RefSeq and is a predicted model, not a curated record.